GGGCCCCCCGGGCCCCCCGAGUCCGCCACUCCGGGGGCUGCCCCGCCCGGGGACGCGCCUUUUCCUCUCCCCGCCCCGCCCGGGCCUUGCGCCGGGCCUGGGCCGAGCCGCCACUCACUCACCGCCGGCCCUGCGGCCCCGCUCCCGCCGCGGCUGCGCCCGCCCGGCGCGGGAGGCGGGAGGGCGGGGAAAAGGGGCCCCGCCGUCGCGGGAGGAGCCGCCCCGGUGCCGGCAACAUGGCAGCGUCCAGCCGUGCCCAGGUGUUGCGGCUGUACCGCGCCCUGCUGCGGGAGAGCCAGCGCUUCAGCGGCUACAACUACAGAACGUAUGCCAUCAGAAGGAUAAGAGAUGCCUUCAGAGAAAACAAGAAUAUAAAGGAUUCUGAAAAAAUAGAAGAAUUAGUGAACAAAGCCAAAGCAAACCUAGAGGUUAUUCGCCGGCAGGUUACUAUUGGCCAACUGUACUCCACGCAGAAAUUGGUUAUUGAGAGUCCAGGAAACACAUAGCUAUGAGAAGCCUCUGAUCCUGAAGCAACACUGGACCAUCUUCAGCAUCCUACAGUGCCACAUACAGAAGCAUAAAUUCACUGCACACAUCUGAGCUUUUCUGUUCGGCAGAAGAAAUGCCUGAGAGACUCAGUUUUUGGCAACCAAAGUACUAUUUUCUAGUGGUUCACACAUUCUAAGAUAUAUGGCUGUGACUUAAAAUAGCAUGUAAGAUAGUCUUGAAAUGUGUUUGCUUGUAUGUUCCAUGUGAUGGAAUAGUUCCUGCCCUACUUUGACAAUAAAACUUCAUUAAACUACCUGUAACCAGAUACGUUAUUCUGCUGCUGACCUCGUCUCUCAAUGACCAUGAAAAAUGUGUUAGAUUUAAAACCCCUCAAGAUUUAAAAUCCCUCACCUAGUUACUAAGUUCUUAUUGAUCUAGUUGCAUUUCAAAGCAUAUAGCAUCUGAAUUAAAUUACUAAGUACAUAUUUUAUUUUAAAUAUUAAAACCAGAGAUGAACAGAA
Pipra filicauda (Wire-tailed manakin) is the source of this 1010-nucleotide messenger RNA. RefSeq names its product LYR motif containing 4 (gene LYRM4). The record is from RefSeq and is a predicted model, not a curated record. The coding region runs from base 237 to 506 and encodes 89 amino acids. Gene Ontology annotation, cellular component: L-cysteine desulfurase complex; mitochondrion. Gene Ontology annotation, biological process: iron-sulfur cluster assembly. The transcript has 3 exons. Lineage: Eukaryota; Metazoa; Chordata; Aves; Passeriformes; Pipridae.